This is a messenger RNA of Penicillium daleae, 2115 nucleotides long. RefSeq names its product putative C6 transcription factor (Leu3). The record is from RefSeq and is a predicted model, not a curated record. Gene Ontology annotation, cellular component: nucleus. Gene Ontology annotation, biological process: regulation of DNA-templated transcription; DNA-templated transcription. Gene Ontology annotation, molecular function: transcription cis-regulatory region binding; DNA-binding transcription factor activity, RNA polymerase II-specific; zinc ion binding. Lineage: Eukaryota; Fungi; Ascomycota; Eurotiomycetes; Eurotiales; Aspergillaceae. The transcript has 7 exons. The coding region runs from base 1 to 2115 and encodes 704 amino acids.
AUGCCGGCACCGGCACCCACUACCACAACCGACCAUCCUCCUCCCGUCUCCCGUCCACCACCGCCAUCCCUCGAUCCUCUCUGGCGCCAAGCCGGUUUCGCAGGUCCAUACCUACUACUCGAACCUCUUCAGACCUUGUCCCUGUUCAUGGAGACACCACUGAAAAAAGGAAAGAAGGCGUGCACUGAGUGCCGUCAGCAAAAGGCAAAAUGUGAUGUCUACUUGGACCCAGAUCAGCCCUGCACCCGAUGCCGCAAGGUGAAUGCGAACUGUGUCAUCUCCGACCCCUUCAAGAGAGAGCACAAGCGCAAGCGGCUCUCCGAGCUGGAACGGGAAUCGGAAAAUCUGCGACGCAAGCUUCGGGCAUCGCAGCCAGCAGAUCUCAGUCCCCACCCCUCGCCGAUCGCCCUCUUGACAGCGGCAGCAGAGAUGGGCGCGCAUUCAAGACCAGGAAGUCACUCGGUUUCUGGGUCCUCGCAUACCCCGCUCGAUUCGUAUUCGCCGCACUUGUUGGCUCCAAAUGGCCUCACGCACAGGACCCCGGCACCGGCACCGGUAUUGGACGCGGCUGGCACGACCAAGCCCCGGAGCUUGAAUGGGGUACAGGUGCAAGCAGAGGAAAUUGAUGACCUGUUUCGAUUAUUCUUCCAGCACUAUGCUCAAUUCCUGCCCAUCUUAGACCCCCAGACUUCACCAAAUACCUACUAUGCACAAUCGCCCUUCCUAUUCUGGACGAUCAUUGGAGCAGCAUGUCGUUCAUACUCUCGGAAUCCUACAUUGCUGACGGCAUUGGCUCGAAGUGUAAUAGAGAUGGCAUUCCUCUCGGCCUUGUCUGUCUCGCCACCCUGGCACACCAUUCAAGCACUCCUGCUCCUCCUGACAUGGCCUUUCCCCAAAGGUGAUCAUCCGGACGUGACAUUCCCAUUAUGCGGGAUCUUGCUUCACAUCUCCAUGCAAAAUGGGCUGCAUAUCCCCAUGUCGAGUCAUGAGUUCUCACGGGUCAAGAUCCCGGCACCAUCCGAGGCGGACCUACUCCGUCGCUCUGAGCUGUGGGCACACACAGUUAUCAUGUAUCAACGGGUCUGCGUGCUCAAGGGACAGUUACCCCGGGCCCUUAUGAACCACGGCCAAGAUCCCACAUAUCGACAGGUGUUGGUGGAUAAGAUUGCGCCGUGGAUGGCGCUGAAAAUUCGAUGUCAAGAGGUUAUUGCAAAAUGCAGCGAGGCAGUUACCGAAAACGGCCUACGGUCCAUGUCUCUCGAUCAAGAGCGAGCGUUGGACAUUCUCCUACGCACCUAUGAAAGCCAGGUAGAUGAUCUGGAACUACGGGCUGUAACAGAUGAUGAGAGGUUUGACACCGGCCUCUGCCGAAUGGCCGUUCAAAGUUUCCAUUUUUUCAAGAACCAAACUCUCGUCUCCAGUGGAUGCUAUCCACGGAUUCUUGUCACGGCGUGCAGCUUGAUUGACUACGUCCAGGUGCUUGCCGAUCGAUUUGGGUUCCUAUCAAUGGCCCCCGUUCACAUUAGCUUUGCACUGUUCUUAGCUUCCUCAUCCUUGCUGCGCAUCUUAAAAAGCAGCGUGGCCUCUCAAGGCUUGGAAACCGGUCGCGCGCGAGCGUCCCUUUUCACAGCGAUCAAUCUGGCCAAGCAGAUUUCCACCGACAGUGCCGAUAUAGCUGCCAAGACAGUGCUGGUUCUCAGUUCGAUCUGGAAUAGUAAUAAAGCAUUUCGCCGGGCCGACGGGUCGGAUUAUACGGCCCUGCGCAUCCGCGGUCGCCUCGUGCUCAGUCCCAUUCUCGAUGCUGUCUGGUGGUGGCGGGAUGAAUUUGAUCCCCAGUCGCGGGCCGUACGGUCGGUGGUGGAACCUGCUAACGGUAUUGUCUAUUCUCGUUCACGGUACCUUGCUACUGCUGAUGGAGGCGUAGGUGGUGGAUCAGAUACCAACCCCGAUCUUUCUGGCGGGAUGAUGGCGCCCUCCGGCGUGAUCACUGACCAAAGUGCAUUCCAUCUGGAUGAGCAAUUCCUCGCCGAUUUCGAAUGGGCACUCGGCGACGAGGCGCUGUUCUCGCUGGAUCCGACACCCUCGACAUGGCCGUCGGCGAACAAUCUUCUCUAA